Molecule: messenger RNA, 3750 nt
Organism: Trichomycterus rosablanca
Lineage: Eukaryota; Metazoa; Chordata; Actinopteri; Siluriformes; Trichomycteridae
Gene: etnk2
Product: ethanolamine kinase 2
Exons: 8
Coding region: 56-1195 (379 amino acids)
Biological process (GO): phosphatidylethanolamine biosynthetic process
Cellular component (GO): cytoplasm
Molecular function (GO): ethanolamine kinase activity
Source: RefSeq, a predicted model, not a curated record
UUUAAGCUGACAAGUCUACAAGCCAGUCUGUUCAGUAAAUAAUUCUAGCAAUUUGAUGUCGCACAUAAUAAUAAAUUCAGAAAUUAAUUCAGAAAAGAAAAGAAAUCACAUUAUGGAGACAGAAAUACACGUGCCCGUGGGCUCGCCGAGUAUCCGCAAAAUCCCGAUUCAUGUCGACGAGCAUAAUGUCAAAGAUGGAGCGAUGAGAUUAAUCAAAGAGCUGCGACCAAGCUGGGACAUUAACCUUGUUAAGAUCAAGCUUUUUACAGAUGGAACGACCAACAAGCUGGUGGGCUGCUACGUGGAUGAAAGCCCAGAGGACAUGGUGCUGGUGAGGGUUUACGGCCACAAGACAGAACUGAUAGUCGACCGUGACAACGAGCUGAAGAGCUUCCAGGUGCUACACGCUAAUGGCUGUGCCCCUCGUCUCUACUGCACCUUUAACAAUGGCAUCUGCUAUGAGUUCAUGGAGGGAGAUGCGCUUGGUACACAGGACGUUAGAGACCCCAUUCUACUCCGACUCAUUGCUACAGAAAUGGCCCGCAUCCAUGCCAUCCACGCCCACAACGGCUGCAUCCCCAAACCCAACCUGUGGAUCAAGAUGCGCAAGUAUUUCUCCCUGGUGGCCACCGAGUUCACCGACCAAGCUGCUAAUGCCAGAAUCAGAGAGGAAGUUCCCAGUAAGGAAGUGCUGGAAGAGGAAAUGACGUGGAUGAAGGAACACCUGUCUCAGCUGGGCUCGCCCGUGGUUCUCUGCCACAACGACCUGCUCUGCAAAAACAUCAUUUACAAUGAGAAGGAAGGUUACGUUCGGUUUAUAGACUACGAGUACUCCAGUUACAACUACCAGGCAUUUGAUAUUGGGAAUCAUUUCAACGAGUUUGCAGGGAUGAGUGAACCUGACUACAGUUUGUUCCCGAGUCGGGAGAUGCAGCUGGAUUGGCUCCACACUUACCUGAAGGCUUAUAAACACUUUACCAAGAAGGGCGAGGAAGUGAACCAGUGUGAGCUUGAGACCCUCUACGUUCAGGUCAACAAGUUCUCUCUGGCAUCACAUUUCUUCUGGGGUUUCUGGGCUCUCAUCCAGGCCAAAUACUCCUCCAUUGACUUUGACUUCCUUGGAUAUGCCGUGCUGCGCUUUAAUCAGUACUUCAAGACCAAGCCAAUGGUCAUGGCUCUCAAGAUCCCAGAGUGAAACCCCCAAAGAUUUCGACAACACACCAACCCUGGAAGCACAGGAACACUUUUGGAUUGGGGAGGGUUUGGGGUACAGCAAGGGUGGGUAUGAGGAUCGCCUAAGUUUCUAGAUCCUUUUGCUCACUGGUAAAUGUUUUGUUCCUUACUGACAGACUCAAUCCACUCGUGUCUGUCUAUCUCCAGUCGAUCAAGAUUCGGUCAAAACAAACAUCGGGCACUUCUGGGGUUUUUUGCACUUUAUUUAUUCAUUUUUUCUUCCCCUUUUAUAUUUCUCACUAGCAGUCACCCACAACCCAAAAUGAAGGCUUGCAUGAGAAGCUGUGAGGUGUGACUGCUUUGAGAUUGUAUUGGGCAUUGCCGUGUCAGUGAGUCGAUUUGAAAACCCAUAAAAUACAGACUGUAGAUACUUUAUUUUUUUUGGUCUCAGCCUCCUAAAGCAUAUCCAGUAGUCAGGGAAACAAGCUGGUUGACUGAACCUUUUUUUUUUCAUCCGUGUAAUUCAGACAUUCCUGAUAAGUUAAGGCUACAGCGGCCAUUCGCCCUCUGUUUUCUGAUGUUUUUUUUGCCUGUUAGGCUUUACGCUAACUGAGCAGCUAUGUUGAAUUUUCCACUCAUCCAGGUGAUGGAAAAAUCCCAGCGAGAGAGAGGGCGGGGGCUCUUUUGUUCUUGUUCUACCUUAAGAGUUACGUACUGGGUCACUAACCAGCCUCAUUUAGUCCAUGUUCCAGACGCUCAGCAAUCUUUCCCUGAUAUCUAAACCCCUGUGUUCAGCUGAGGAAAAAAGGUCCUGCAGUUAUGUAAGGGUGUUACAUCACUCGAGCCGGAGCAGCAGAUGUUCAGGCUUUGCACUGGCUCAUGUUCCGCAAGCACUAAAUCCAAGCUUGCGGUUUCUAUGGCAUUACAGACAACCGAGAAAGGAUCUGCAUGCCAAUUUGCCCUUCUUCCUUUAUGCUAAUUGGCUUUCUAGGCCAAAAGCAAUUUGGUCAUUUCUUUUAUUCAGAAUUGGUGCAUCAGUGAGGUUUAAUCAGGCCCAAAGGGCAGGAUUAUUCGCUUUUACCUACACAGGCACUACAUGACUGUUAAAAAAUGACUAAUUACUAUUUGUGUACCACCUUCUGGGUUUUCUGGGCUCUCAUCCAGGCCAAAUACUCCUCCAUUGACUUUGACUUACUCGAGUAAGCAGAUUUCCAAUAUCUUGUUCAUAGGUAGGCUUUUGUUGCGGGAACAAAGAUGACCAAAAUUUCACCUGAAAGUAAAUAAUAGUGUUCACCCACCGACCACUUUACAAGUUCCCCCACCUUGUUAGGCCUGUGGACUGCCACUUUUGCCCUACGCAACUCUUCAUUGGCAGCAAUUGGAAGUCUUGGCAUGACUAAUUAUUAUUUGUGCAUCUUGUUUAUUUUCAUGCUCUUUUCUUUAAAAUAGUGUUUUAAUUGUAUAAAUUGUAUAAAACCAGCGAGCAUGUUCUACUCAUCUCCUGCACCUUUUAGAUCAGUGUGGGUUAGGGGGUUGUUUAGGUGCCAAUUUCAAAGCAUCGCCUUCUGUCUCGUAUGGCAGCUCUCAAAGCGGUGGCGAUACAAAGCUUACGUGACUGUAAACAGUGACUCCUGUGUACCAGUGGCUUCUCAUUCAUAGCAAACCCAUUUUGAUGGACCUUAGACUACAGCUGACCACCAUACAAUGUUUCUGUUAGAGAGACCACUUCUCCUCAUACUUUGAAAUACACGGUAAAGUUGCCAUCUGUAGUAAAUCAUAAUCAAUAACAGGGAGGUCUGAGAAAAUGCCACAGAGUUGAAUAACAGAACUUUUACUCCACAUGUUCGGAAAAACAAAACACAUGAAAAUAAAGACAACUGAAGUUGUGAAACGUUUGUUACGGACAAAGAAGUCAGAAAACGUGAAAGUAGUUAUUAAAAUCUUUACAGGUGUAAAGAUUAAAUUCUUAACAAGUGUAUGUAAACUUUUGACUGUAUAUACUGUUUGGUGUGUUUUGUAUUUGUGUUAUAUUUCCACGCUACUUCUGUUAGGAGGGCAUUCCUCUUUACUAUAUCACUAGCCACUAUUGUGAGCUUUUGUAUAUAGAAGAAGGCAGUUGGUGCCCUCCGCCAAGCAUUUAUUUAUUUAAAAAAAUUAAAAAAGGCAAAAAAAAAAAAAGUCAUUGCAAUUUUUCUCCCAAUACUGACCCAUAUUUACUCUUUCAGGUUGAAAACUAAAUAUAAUUCACCAGACACACCACUGAAGUAAAGUAGCUUACAGGGGUCGCCACAGUGAAUCAUUCUGGUACGCUUACCAGUUUUUAUGUCAGAUGCCCUUUUUGAUGCAACCCUUAUUUUAUCUGGGCUUGGGACCGGCACUGAAAGAGUACUGACAAGUGCACCUCCCAAUGGCUGUUCAGCCACCAAUUGACAUAGUCCAUGUCUGUGUAGAUGACCGACCAUCUGGCCAGCGUGACACAAGUUCCCACUGAAAUAAACUAGCUUAUAAACCAGUUGUUGAAACGGACUUAAAUUAAUACCAAAAAUUUAUUACAAAUAAAAUAACAUUGACUAGUCU